UUAAAAGAACCGGUGCAGCGAGACCACCUUCCAGACAGAGAGAAAGGACGGGGCGUUUCUGCCUUUCCCUGGCUAAGAAUCUUCUCCCCAUUUACCGGCACCAAAGGAUGUGAUGAUUUAUUCCUAUAACUUUCGUAGUUUGCUGAGGUGGUCUCCUGUGAAAGUGGAUAGAGGCUCGGUGUUAUAUACAGUCCAUUUUAAAACAGGGGCCUUUAACCAGUGGGAUGAGAUGAACUGCACCCGUAUCGCCCAGACUGAAUGCAGUUUCCCCUGGUCACUUAAGGAGCGGCGCUGGACUGUUGUUUUGCGCGUGAGGGCUGAGCUAGGGCAAGUGACUUCUGACUGGGUAGAAACAGAUCCAUUUGUGGCAGAGAGAAACACUACUAUAGGGCCCCCUAAAGUGAACAGUGUGACUGUAAGCUCUGACUCACUUCUCAUUAGUGUCACACCCCCUUUUGGAUCUGAAGCAGGUGACCUUCUUCAGUAUCAUGUGUCCUACUGGGAGAACGCAACAAGUACUACUAAAAAAGAGACAAAGAUGAGCAAUACACUAUUCAAAAUCAGAAAUCUAAAGGAAUCGACACUUUAUUGUUUUAGAAUUCACAUAGAAUUGAUGACACAUUCAGAUCUCCAGUUACUUGGACGGCAAAGUGUCCCAGAGUGUUACAGAACUACAAUCAGUGAGGCAACCAGAGCUGGAUAUAUUAUACUAAUAUUUGUGUUGGUGUUACUUUUUGUAAAUCUGGGAGCAGUUGGUUUGUUGCUUCUGUGGAGACACCACAAAACAAUUAAAUAUUGGUCUCGGCCACCUUUAGAAAUCCCAUCACACUUUGAAGAGUAUUUGAAAGACCCUAGCAUGCCUGUUUUAGAGCUGUUGGACAACUAUGCCGAGGACGAUCCCUGCGAUUCCUCAUCUGUUGUGUUUUGUGGAGAAGGAAGCCAAGCCUGCGGCAGCGGUUUGGACGGUCAAGCUCAUUCACGCAGCGUCUCCAGUGACAAUGAAGUAACGGGAGCGGCGCCCUAGCGAGAAUGCCUGUGCCAAGCCUUUGCAGAGGCUCCCGCCCGUGAGCAGCACCGUGUGGCUACUGGCAGGACAGACAAAAU
This is a messenger RNA of Pygoscelis adeliae (Adelie penguin), 1104 nucleotides long. It is a transcript of the gene IFNGR2, whose product is annotated as interferon gamma receptor 2 (interferon gamma transducer 1). NCBI's taxonomy places the organism in Eukaryota, Metazoa, Chordata, Aves, Sphenisciformes, Spheniscidae. The coding region runs from base 113 to 1024 and encodes 303 amino acids. The record is from RefSeq and is a predicted model, not a curated record. The transcript is spliced from 7 exons. Gene Ontology annotation, molecular function: protein binding.